Messenger RNA from Cyprinodon tularosa, 1211 nucleotides. It is a transcript of the gene lyve1a, whose product is annotated as lymphatic vessel endothelial hyaluronic receptor 1a. The record is from RefSeq and is a predicted model, not a curated record. Gene Ontology annotation, biological process: cell adhesion. Lineage: Eukaryota; Metazoa; Chordata; Actinopteri; Cyprinodontiformes; Cyprinodontidae. Gene Ontology annotation, cellular component: plasma membrane. The transcript has 6 exons. Gene Ontology annotation, molecular function: hyaluronic acid binding; transmembrane signaling receptor activity. The coding region runs from base 111 to 962 and encodes 283 amino acids.
CACCCCAGAGAACAGAUUCACCUCUAUUUAACCGAGUGAGUUGGCUGAGGAACACAAACUCUGUAAGACUGCCGCUUUCCCAGCACGCCUCAUCCAUCCUCUAACCAGUCAUGAAUAUUAUCUGGUUGUGCAUCCCUUCUCUUCUGGGGUUUUCUUUAGUGUCCUCUGAUCAAACUGAAAGCAACUUCAGAGUUUUCCCAGCAGCCGGCCACAGUAUAGGUGGUGUACUACAGGUGAGUUUCCUAGGCAACGGAAACCAGCACCAGUACGCCUUCAAUGCCUCUGAAGCCCGGAAGGUCUGCCAGGACCUUGGACUCAGCAUUGCCUCCAAAGCUCAGGUGGAGGAUGCCCUCAGCAGAGGUUUGGAAACAUGCAGGUUUGGAUGGACUGAUGAACAAAUUGCAGUUAUUCCCCGCAUCCAUGCACUGGUUAACUGUGGCCAAAACAAGACUGGAGUGGUGCCAUGGCGAGCGUCCGUAACAACAUUGUUUGAUGUGUUCUGCUUCAAUGAAACGGAUGCAUUAAUACAAUUGAAGGAUGCAGUAACAGAUAACCCUCUGAGCACCUCUGACCACACACACUCAGCAAACUCCACCCUCACAGCCUCGUCUACAUCCUCCUCAUCCACCCAUCCUCCUUUCUCCACAACCAACCCUGAAACCAUAAACAAUGAGGUAGAACCUGCACGGUUUUCCAGUCAUGCACAAAGUUCUCCUGCAGCAAAGGUUGUACUCAUCACCUGCAUCUGUGGCAUACUCCUUGCAACGAUAGCUGUGCUUGCAUACCUAAAGCUGGGAAGGCACUGCUAUCUGCACUCUGAACAGAAGAUGCAGCAGCAGCAUAAUUGCCCGCAGACAGAAGAGUGGAUAUCUGUGAAGACUAUUACAGAAACUAAAGAAAAAGAAGUUCAAGAAGAUCAAAGGAUAGAUGUGGGAAAUCUGACUAUUUCUGGUGCAGAAUAAACUUCUUUUUUUGUUUGUUUUUUUGGUGGGUUGGAGUGGGUAUUUGUAAAUAUUUAAUAUUAAAUGUAAUCUACUGUUUAGUUAUGUACUAUAGUUUAGCUACAAGGGUGAGAUGUUUACACAAAAAUAAUUUCUAGACUUGCAACUUUUUAUUGUCAUAACCUCUAAGUUAAACAAUGUUUUCAAUAGUUCACUGAACUAUCGGUAAAAGAAAUGAAAGAAGACAGAAGAAAUGUUGCAUAUAAUCCA